Molecule: messenger RNA, 930 nt
Organism: Coprinopsis cinerea okayama7#130
Lineage: Eukaryota; Fungi; Basidiomycota; Agaricomycetes; Agaricales; Psathyrellaceae
Exons: 9
Coding region: 1-930 (309 amino acids)
Source: RefSeq, a predicted model, not a curated record
AUGUCCAUCGAUAGGGACACGAAAGUAUCGUUCCACAGCAUACCUUCAAAAACUACCAAUAUGGGGCCGUACACGGCGUCCCCGACCCUGACCGAGUUUAGCACCACGACUGAGGGGCGGAGGAACUCGCGACAGGAUACUUCGUCGACGUUCAUGGGCAGCCCGGUCGUUCCACCCACCAACAAGCGUCGGACGAUCGUCCUCUGUUUCGAUGGCACAGGCGACCAAUUUGAUGCCGACAACUCGAAUAUCGUGGAAUUCUUCAGUAUUCUGCACAAAGGCGACCCCGAGAGGCAGAUGGUUUAUUACCAGACCCUUGAUGAAGCAAUCGCCUGGAAUAUCGAUUCUCAUAUCAAACAGGGCUAUGAAUUCUUGAUGCAACAUUAUCGCAAGAAUGACAGAAUCUGCAUUUUUGGCUUCUCUCGAGGAGCAUAUACGGCUAGAUGUCUGGCAGGAAUGUUACACAAGGUCGGCCUCCUACCGGCGGGAAACCACCAACAAGUCCAUUUUGCCUACAAGAUGUACAAGAACGAUAACCCGUUCGGAUGGAAGCAGUCUAACGCUUUCAAGAAAGCUUUCUCGAUCGAGGUGGACAUCGAGUUCCUUGGCGUCUGGGAUACUGUCAACUCUGUUGGCAUCUUCCCUCGUCGAUUGCCAUUCUCCAAGUCGAACACCAUCGUCCGCACCUUCAGGCACGCCAUCGCCCUGGAUGAACGUCGUGCAAAAUUCAAGGCGAACACCUGGGCUCGGCUGGGCUACGAAGAGGCUCAUCUCAGUAUUACCGACCAGAAGAUUGAGAAGCGCGAGAAGAGGGCGCAGAAGAAGGCGCAAAUGGAUAACCCUAGUGGUAUCGCGUUGGAGAAUCGCUGGAGUAUUCAUCGUCCCUCGCCUACUGACGUCGAAGAGGCAAGUCCCCCACUGCCACAUUAG